Sinocyclocheilus rhinocerous is the source of this 346-nucleotide messenger RNA. RefSeq names its product NADH dehydrogenase [ubiquinone] 1 alpha subcomplex subunit 13-like. Gene Ontology annotation, cellular component: respiratory chain complex I. The record is from RefSeq and is a predicted model, not a curated record. Bases 82 to 330 code for a protein of 82 amino acids. NCBI's taxonomy places the organism in Eukaryota, Metazoa, Chordata, Actinopteri, Cypriniformes, Cyprinidae. The transcript is spliced from 3 exons.
GUUGGAGGCGCCGGAGAGCAGCGCGGAUCCGCACUCGCCGCAGCCGAAGAAGACGCGAGCGGAGCGGCGCUGGACGGAACGAUGGCGGCGUCCAAGGUGAAGCAGGACAUGCCUCCCACCGGAGGAUACGGGCCCGUAGAUUACCGGAGAAACCUGCCCAGACGAGGCCUGUCCGGUUACAGUAUGUUCGGCGUGGGCGUGGGGCUCAUGGUGUUCGGAUACUGGAGGCUCUUCCGCUGGAACCGCGAGCGCAGACGGCUGCACAUCGAGGAGCUGGAGGCGCGCAUCUCUUUACUGCCGCUGCUGCAGGCCGAGCACGACCGCCGGUGAGGAACAGAUCAAGUCU